AUGGAGAAGGAUGGCACCUUGCCCUUCCUGGACACGCUUGUGAUUCGACACGACGAUCAAUCCGCAACGACCAAGUGGUACUCCAAACCCAUAUCGUCCGGCCGCCUACUCAACUACCACUCGUUCCAUCCAACAGCCAUGAAAAUGAACGUAGCGAUGAACUUUAUGAAACGCGAUGAUGAACCGCAUUACCAACAACAAUGCGCCUCCACCACCCACUUGCCAAAGACCACCCCACCACCACCGCAUCGCUCUCCAUCACCGCCAUCCCCAGAACCACCACCUCCUGCGCUGCCACAAAUCACCCCAACGUCAACACUGCUGCUGCCAUCUCCGCCACCUCCGCCACCUCCACCACCACUACAGACACCGCUACCGAAUCCAUCCCCACCGAAUGCUACAAAUCCACCAACAGAACAACAACAAAUUAACAGCACGCAACGAGAUCAUCAUCACCAAGUCACAGAAGUCCUCUAUCGAUCGAUGCCAAACAUCCCAACACUGACCCGUACCAUCUCCAUCAUCCUGAAAAAAGAUUAUGAUCAGGUAAAAAUAGCCACCAGAAACAUCAAAACAACAAAAUCCCUGCUAAAAACAAUCAAAGACCCAGUCCCCCCAAAUGAUCAACAUAACGUUGUCUACAGUACUCCAUGCAAUAACUGCGAAGGAGUCUAUAUCGGAAUGACUAGCAACCAACUCAAAAAGCGAAUGAGCGGACACAAAUCAGAUGUAAACAAGAUUGUUAACACACCAACAGACAUAACUCAUGCAAAAACAGCUCUCACACAACACAUGAUCGAACACAACCACACCUUCAAUCUCGACGGCACAAAAAUAGUAGAUCGCACUUUCCGAUCAACCGCCCUACCAAUAUUAGAAAUGUGCCAUAUACAGAACACAUCUAAUACCAUAAAUUUCCGCACUGACGUAGAUGGCCUCAAUACAGCCUACGCUGGCAUAUUGCAUACAAUCAAAAAAGCCAACUCUCGCAGAGAGCAACCUAGCAAUAGCACACACAGCACACACAAUUAAUGUUAGAUCAAGUUCUACGGAUAAACUUUAUCCAACUACACGAAAGCUCUACCUUGUUUCACCCGCCAUCUUUGAACCAACCGUUGAAAGUCAUAUUGUAAUAGCACAGUCCAGGUCGUUGAUAAUAGGUGUGUCCAGUACAGUGUCCCAAAACCAAAAAUUAAAUAACUAUUUCGUAAGUCUUUAAAUGUGAUAAAAUGAUAAAUGUCCCUAAUAAGUGUUAUUUUAGAAAACCUAGGCAUACAAGAAGCACGCAAUGAUACUCUCGGCAUUACAAAAUGUAACGAAGAACGACAGACAGUGUAGGUGUAGUUUUAUGGUUUUAUGUUAUGUUUUCCGUUCUAUGUUAUAAUACCAAAAUUAUGCAUUCUAUUUUAGUUUACCCUUGAAAAAGGCCAAAUACACAAGGCCGAAACGUCGGGCAAUACAAAACCAGUCGUUUAGAAUUUCCCUAGACUGAGAAAGCCAGUUCGAAAUCAUAAAUCAAAUUCCAGUCGAAAUUCACGAACAA
Messenger RNA from Aedes albopictus (Asian tiger mosquito), 1543 nucleotides. RefSeq names its product arp2/3 complex-activating protein rickA-like. The record is from RefSeq and is a predicted model, not a curated record. Lineage: Eukaryota; Metazoa; Arthropoda; Insecta; Diptera; Culicidae. The coding region runs from base 1 to 1032 and encodes 343 amino acids. The transcript has 2 exons.